AUGGGAAUUCAAAUGAGGUUCGCCUCAGUGGAACACCCGCAAACAAACGGCCAGGUAGAGUCAGCCAACAAGGUAAUUUUGCGAGGUUUAAAGCGGCGAUUGGAUGAAGCUAGUAGAGCAUGGUUGGAUGAGCUCCCGGUCGUUUUAUGGUCUUACAACACCACCGAGCAAUCAAGCACGAGGGAAACUCCGUUUAGAAUGACUUACGGGGCAGAUGCUAUGCUACCCGUGGAGAUCGAUAACUUGUCUUGGAGAACUGCGCCGCGCCUAGAAGGCGAGAAUCAGGCGAAUAUGGCGAUGGAGCUCGAUCUGCUAUCCGAGACUCGGGAAGAAUCCCGUGUACGAGAGGCAGCGAUGAAGCAGCGAGUUGCAGGUAAGUAUGAUUCGAAGGUUCGUCCUAGAGCGAUGCAGGUGGGAGACUUGGUCCUAAAAUGGCAAACAGGCAAUACGGGAAACAAGUUGAGCCCAAACUGA
This is a messenger RNA of Lotus japonicus, 474 nucleotides long. RefSeq lists its product as uncharacterized. The record is from RefSeq and is a predicted model, not a curated record. The coding region runs from base 1 to 474 and encodes 157 amino acids. The transcript has a single exon. Gene Ontology annotation, molecular function: nucleic acid binding. NCBI's taxonomy places the organism in Eukaryota, Viridiplantae, Streptophyta, Magnoliopsida, Fabales, Fabaceae. Gene Ontology annotation, biological process: DNA integration.